Molecule: messenger RNA, 549 nt
Organism: Suhomyces tanzawaensis NRRL Y-17324
Lineage: Eukaryota; Fungi; Ascomycota; Pichiomycetes; Serinales; Debaryomycetaceae
Gene: RHB1
Product: putative GTPase
Exons: 1
Coding region: 1-549 (182 amino acids)
Biological process (GO): small GTPase-mediated signal transduction
Cellular component (GO): plasma membrane
Molecular function (GO): GDP binding; GTPase activity; GTP binding
Source: RefSeq, a predicted model, not a curated record
AUGGUCAAAGCCCGCAAGGUGGCCGUUGUCGGCUCUCGUUCAGUAGGUAAGUCAUCCAUGACUGUUCGCUUCGUGGAAGACCGGUUCGUGGACUCGUACUACCCCACCAUCGAGAACCAUUUCUCCAGAACCAUCACCUAUAACAGCCAGGAGUACGCCAUCGAAAUCUUGGACACUGCUGGCCAGGACGAAUUCAGCAUCAUGAAUGAAAAACAUUUGAUCGGCAACCACGGCUACUUGUUGGUGUACUCGGUGACGUCGCGCCAGUCGUUCGAGCUCAUCGAGGUGAUCCGUGACAAGAUCUUGAACUCGAUCGGAACGGACGACAUCCCUCUCAUUCUCGUGGGCAACAAGUGCGAUUUGAACUACCAGAGGCAGGUGGAAACUGCCGAGGGCGAGGCGUUGGCCAAGUCGUUCAAGUGCAAGUUUCUCGAGUCGUCGGUCAAGGACAACUUGAACAUCGACAGUGCGUUCGAGGACUUGCUCGAGGCCAUCGAAAACAUCCAAAACCCCACCGUCAAACAGGACGACAAAUGCGCCAUCAUGUGA